AGCACAAGGCCUUGAAUGUUUAAAAAUUCCCCCAUAAUAAUUACAAAAAUAAGAAAAACCAAAGAAGAGGCGAGAACGACCCCCGGACCAGCCAAAGCCCGCGCGCCGCUGCAUCCCCGCGUCCAGCGCUUACGUCCCGCCGCCGUCGCCACCAUGCCCAAGAGAAAGGCUGAGGGGGAUGCUAAAGGAGAUAAAGCCAAGGUGAAGGACGAGCCACAGAGAAUAUCUGCAAGGUUAUCUGCUAAACCUGCUCCUCCAAAGCCAGAGCCCAAGCCUAAAAAGGCCCCAGCAAAGAAGGGAGAGAAGGUACCCAAAGGGAAAAAGGGGAAAGCUGAUGCCAGCAAGGAUGGGAAUAACCCUGCAGAAAACGGAGAUGCCAAAAUAGACCAGGCACAGAAAGCUGAAGGUGCUGGAGAUGCCAAGUGAAGGGUGUGCAUUUUUGAUAACUGUGUACUUCUGGUGACUGUACAGUUUGAAAUACUAUUUUUUAUCAAGUUUUAUAAAAAUGCAGAAUUUUGUUUUACUUUUUUUUUUUUUUAAGCUAUGUUGUUAGCACACAGAACACUUCAUUGUUGUUUUGGGGGAAGGGCAUAUGUCACUAAUAGAAUAUCUCUGAAGCUAGAUUGACACAAGGG
Lutra lutra (Eurasian river otter) is the source of this 635-nucleotide messenger RNA. Its product is annotated as non-histone chromosomal protein HMG-17-like. The transcript is spliced from 2 exons. Lineage: Eukaryota; Metazoa; Chordata; Mammalia; Carnivora; Mustelidae. The coding region runs from base 16 to 426 and encodes 136 amino acids. The record is from RefSeq and is a predicted model, not a curated record. Gene Ontology annotation, molecular function: nucleosomal DNA binding. Gene Ontology annotation, cellular component: nucleus; chromatin. Gene Ontology annotation, biological process: chromatin organization.